AUGCUUACUGUGGCACAGCAAGCUCAAACAGCCGUACGUAAACGUCGCGUAAUGUAUGUACUAAUUUUGAUGGUUGUGGUAUUUAUGACUUCUUGGUUUCCAUUAACAAUUGUUAACAUUUUCCGUGAUUUUAGAAUAGGAACUUUUUUGGACAUGCAAAUGUACUUCAAAUUGCUCAAUGUUCAUGCAUUUGCAAUGACAUCCAUUGUUUGGAAUCCAUUACUUUAUUUUUGGAUGAGUAAACGUCAUCGGAAAGCAUUUAAGGAAGAUAUGUUUGGUACGGGAAAUAAUAUACGUAAAAACAACGAAUUACGCAUGGUGAACCGUGUUAUUACGCCAGGACCAGCUCCAUCUAUUAAUUUACUUUACAAAGAUACUUCUGAUAAAAAUUAUAAUCAGCGACAUUGUAGACGUGGUACUUUGGCUGAUCCAACAUGCAUUAGUAGAGAGCAAGCAUUUGCCCAAAUUCAUCCUAAUUGUUAUUUAUUGGUACCAUUAUUACCACUUUAUCAGGGUCCAUUAAAUCAGAGAUUUCAGCAAACACCACGGAAGGGUUGA
This is a messenger RNA of Thelazia callipaeda (thelaziosis nematode), 558 nucleotides long. The record is from the annotation of a GenBank genome assembly. NCBI's taxonomy places the organism in Eukaryota, Metazoa, Nematoda, Chromadorea, Rhabditida, Thelaziidae.